AUGUCAAACAAACUUGUGGGCAAAUCGAUGUUACAAGAAUUUCGGGAAAAACGAGAAAAAGAAAGAACUCGGAUUGAAGAAAAAUAUGAAAUAUUGGGAUUUAUAAGUUCGGGAACCUAUGGUCGAGUAUAUAAAGCCAAAGCAAGAAAAAAGGAAAAUAAAAAUAGCAGUUCUGAUGAAGAAACAAAAUCCCCUGUUUAUGCUAUAAAAAAAUUUAAACCUGAUAAAGAGGGUGAUAUCACUACAUAUACAGGAGUAUCACAGUCCGCCUGCCGGGAAAUAUCGUUAUGCAUAGAACUUAAACAUGAAAAUAUUGUUUCACUUCAAGAAGUACUUCUAGAAGAUAAUUCAAUUCAUAUGGUAUUUGAAUUUGCAGAACAUGAUUUUCUGGUAAGAAUAAUUGAAAGAAAACCCCUACCUGAAUUCACUAUAAAAUCAUUUUUAUGGCAAUUACUUAAUGGAGUUUCUUAUUUACAUGCUAAUUGGGUUUUACAUAGAGAUCUUAAACCUGCAAAUAUUUUGGUUACAGCUGAUGGUGUAGUAAAAAUUGCUGAUCUGGGAUUGGCUAGAAUUUAUCAACUUCCAUUACAACCCUUAUUCAAUGGAGACAAAGUUGUGGUAACAAUUUGGUAUAGAGCACCAGAAUUAUUGCUUGGGUCAAGACAUUAUACAAAAGCAAUAGAUAUUUGGGCAGUUGGAUGUAUAUUUGCUGAAUUGUUAACUUUGAGACCUAUUUUCAAAGGAGAAGAGGCAAAAAUGGAUAGUAAAAAACAAGUUCCAUUUCAAAGAAAUCAAUUAGUAAAGAUUUUUGAAGUAUUAGGAAAACCUACAAAGGAACAAUGGCCUACCAUUGAUCAACAACCUGAAUACUCAAACCUAAGUAGUUUUACUUUGAAGCAACUAAGAGAGUUUUAUCAAAAUACUUGUUCAUCAAAGUCAGAUUUGGGUUUUGAACUUUUGUCAAAGAUGUUAGAAUAUGAUCCAGUGAAGCGUAUUACUGCUGAAGAUGCUUUGAAUCAUCCUUAUUUUGAGGAAGAACCAAAACCAUCUAUGGGUGUCAAAUAUGAAGAUAAUGAUAUGAAGGUUCCACCAGCUGCACCUAAUGCAAGCACAACUACGCAAGGUCAGGCAGGAACUUCACAUGGAGGAGUUGUUGUGGGUGCAAGGGGAAAACAUGGACAUUCUGGGAAGGAUGAAGGAGGAAGAAGUAGCAAGAGGCGAGGCUAA
Molecule: messenger RNA, 1227 nt
Organism: Diversispora eburnea
Lineage: Eukaryota; Fungi; Glomeromycota; Glomeromycetes; Diversisporales; Diversisporaceae
Source: the annotation of a GenBank genome assembly